AUGGCAUCAGGCGUCUCUGCAGAGCGAAGCUUCCCCACGAGGUCCGAGGGUGUGAGUGACGAGGUUUCUCCGUUGGCUUUUCAGGAAAGCAUAAAAAACGACAAGGCCGACAAGGCCUAUAAACGCGAUGCUUUUCUUAGCCCGAGGGCAGGUGACAGGUCACAUGACCUCUCCAACGAUGACCAAGAACGACAAUCUACCGAUGUAGACAAUGUAGACAAGGCGAAACAUGGCAUCCAAAUCUCGGAACACUCCUUGAGCAGUUGCCAGUCUUUCUUGGCUCUCAAACACUUCUCCUUCGAGCUAGCGGUCGGGAACUUGAGUGGGGCGGACCCCCAGGGACACGCAACUUCCGCAACCUCCAGAUCCAACAUCGAAUCCUGCAUCUGCCGCUUUACCUUGGCGAGCCGUCUCGCCAUGCCUACCGACCGCGAUCAUCGGUACGAUGCCGUGCCACCCAUCCCGACCUACGAAGAAGCCAUCGCCGAUGCCCACGAUCCAUCACCACACGAGACCGAAUCACAAUCCUUAUUAACCUCCCGUAAUCAUGGUGCGCCGUCCUCCUCGCGCCGCCCGAACGGCUACCGCCCCCCCACGGUCGAGAGCGACGACGAAGACGGCCUUUUCGAGAGCGACGAUGACGGAGGCCACGAGACCGCUUACGUGCGGCGGGAGAUGCAAGAGCUGGACAUAGGAGAGCCAGACCACGGUUCGAGAACGUCGUUAUGGGGCAAACGGAUACCCUUCUCGCUAUCGCUGCCUCGCUGGAAAUGGUCCUGGCGCUGGCGCCUACCUCGCCUGAGGCCGACCAUCGUGCUCCCCUCGGGACCACCUACGACGACGACGACGACGACGACCCCGAGCUCGACCCAAGGGAACGAGAGUAGCACAGAAAACAACACAUCGCGGCGGUGGCGGUUCCCCUGGCCCAGGUUCCAGGGCGCGUCCCGCAAGCAGGUGAUCCUCCUACUGGUCCGCAUCUUCGCCGUCUUCGUCAUCCUGUCCUUCCUCUACCUCGUCUUCGUCAGCGAUGUCUUUUCGAGAAUGGCGAGGCGGAUGGGCACCGGUUUCCGAUUCGAUCCCGAGGACGUGCGGUCGUGGGUGCAAGGUCACGUCGACCCGGCGAGCAUGGCCACCACCGUCAAGCACUUCACCAGCUACGCCCACCUCGCCGGUACCGAGGGCGAUUAUUCCCUGGCCUCGGACAUGGAACACAUGCUGACCAGGACCGGGCUGGACACCGUGCACGUCGACGAGUACUACGUGUACCUGAACUACCCCAAAAAGGACGGACGCGCCGUCCAGAUCCUCGACAAAGACGGGAAGGCUUCCUGGACGGCCAAGCUGGAAGAGCACGCGAGGGCGGAGCAAGUCGCCGGUCGACAGACAUACGCUUUCCACGGUCAUUCCAAGGCGGGCGACGUCAAGGGCCCGUUGGUCUACGCCAACUACGGAUCGCGGCAGGAUUUCCAAGAGCUCAAGGAGAGGGGCAUCAAGACGGAGGGCGCCAUCGCCCUGGUGCGGCACUACGGCUCCCAGACCGACCCGGCGCUCAAGGUCAGGGCCGCCGAGCUGGCCGGCUUCGCGGGCUGCCUCAUCUACAGCGAUCCGCUCGACGAAGGCUCCGACCUGGACGACGUGGCCCCCGAUGGCCGAUACAUGCCCAAGGACGGCGUGCAGCGGAACUCGGUCAGCCUGACAAACUGGGUCCUCGGCGACGUCUUGACCCCCGGCUGGGAAAGCAAGGACGGUCUGCCGCGCAUGAAGGUCGACCAGUCCCCCGGUCUGAACCACAUCCCGAGUCUGCCCCUGUCCUGGGGCGAUGCGCAAGUUCUCCUGAAGCACCUCAAGGGCCACGGCAAGAAGGUCCCCGAUGCGUGGAAGGGCGGCGUCCCCGACGUCUCGGAGUGGUGGACCGGCGACGCCGGGUCCUCGUCCUCGCCCGUCGUCCGCCUCAAGAACGAGCAGGACGAGGUGGAAAAGCAGCCCAUCUGGAACGUCUACGGGAAGAUCGAAGGCGUGGAGCAGACGGAAAAGUCCGUCAUCGUCGGCAACCAGCGCGACGCCUGGGGCUUCGGCGCCACCGACCCCCACAGCGGCACCGCCGUCAUGCUCGAGGUGGCCCGCAUCCUCGGCAUCCUCCUCGGCAAGGGCUGGCGACCCCUGCGGUCCAUCGAGUUCAUGUCGUGGGACGGCGGGGCCUACAACCUCGUCGGCUCGACCGAAUUCGUCGAAGCCAACCUCGACGCCCUGCGCCGCAACGCCUACGCCUACGUCAACCUCGAGGCCGCCGUCGCCGGCACCCACUUCCACGCCGCCGGCUCGCCCGUCUUCCGCCAGACCCUGCACCGCGUCCUGGACCGCGUCCACGACCCGGUCCGCAACGAGUCGCUGCGCCACCUCUGGGAGGAGCGGCGGGGCCAAGUCGAAACCCCGGCCGCGGCGGGGGACUUCGCCGCCUUCCAGGACAUGGCCGGCACGAGUUCCAUCGACCUCAGCUUCCGCGGCCCGCCGCGCUACCCGGGCCACUCCAACUACGACACCUACGACUGGGCCAAGCGCGUCGGCGACCCGUCCUUCGUCUACCACGGCCUCAUGGCCGAGGUCGUCGCCCUGCUGGUGCUUGAGCUGGCCGACCGGCCGAUCCUGCCCUUCGACCUGGUCGGGUACGCCGACCGCCUCGACGGCUGGGUCGAGGACCUCGUCGCCUGGGCGAAGGGCAAGGUCAAGGCCACGGCCGAGGACGCGGGCGGGGAGGAGAAGUUCGCGCUCGACCAGCUGAGCAUUGCGGUCCACGAGAUCAAGUCGGCGGCCAAGACCUACUCGACCUGGGAGCACGCCUGGGACAGCAUGGUCAUAUCCAGCGGCGGGUGGGAGUCGGCCUCCUUGAACAGCCAGCGCCUCAACUACAACGAUAGGAUGGCGCUUUUCGAGACGGCCUUGUUGGAUUUGGAAAAGGAUGGCGGGAUCCCCAACCGCACACAGUUCAAACACGUCGUCUUCGGCCCCCGAGAAUGGGCGGGCUACAACACCACCUUCCCCGCCAUCCGCGACGCCAUUGAGGGAGGCGACUGGGAUCUUGCGAACAAGAUCGUUCUCAAGACUGCCAGCCUUCUCCGGGAUGCGGCGAGAGUGCUCAUCGACACUGAGGACAUAUGA
This is a messenger RNA of Sodiomyces alkalinus F11, 3159 nucleotides long. RefSeq lists its product as hypothetical. The record is from RefSeq and is a predicted model, not a curated record. The transcript has 7 exons. Bases 1 to 3159 code for a protein of 1052 amino acids. Gene Ontology annotation, molecular function: carboxypeptidase activity. Lineage: Eukaryota; Fungi; Ascomycota; Sordariomycetes; Glomerellales; Plectosphaerellaceae.